This is a messenger RNA of Acanthosepion pharaonis, 501 nucleotides long. The record is from the annotation of a GenBank genome assembly. Lineage: Eukaryota; Metazoa; Mollusca; Cephalopoda; Sepiida; Sepiidae.
AUGAAAAUUAAGACUGGUAAGAGAGUCAUUCUUUCUAUCUAUUUAUCUAUCUAUCUAUCUAUCUAUAUGUCCAAUUUCAAAUUUGUAUCUAUGUAUGCAUUAAAAGAAUUUUAUUCUAUUCUAUCUUCUUAUCUAUCUAUCUAUUUUAAAUUAUCUAUCUAUCUAUCUAUGUUUUCAUCUAUCUAUCUAUCCUUUAUCUAUUUAUCUAUCUAUUUUUAUAUUUUUUAUCUAUCUUUUCUUCUAUCUAUUAUCUAUCUAAUAAUUCAUCAUCUUUUUUGUAAAAUUCUUUCCAUUUUAUUUAAUUUUAGUGUAAAAUAUAGCAGAUUCAAAUUAGCAUAUUGUUUUCUAUUUAUCUAUCUAUCUAUCUAUCGUGUCUAUUUAACCUCUUAUUUCAUUUAUCUAUUAAUCUAUUCAUUCUUUGUUCUUGGAAUGCAUAUCUAUUUAUUAUUAAAAGAUCUAUCUAUCUAUCUAUCUAUCUAUCUUUAUAAAUCUCCAAUUUAA